GGUCAUGUGACUGUGAUGACGUUUUAUUUUCAGUUGACAAAUAAUGGAUUAAAUGUAGUUUAUCAGAGAGAAUGCGAAAUGGGUUGUUGUUUCAGUAAAGAUGAAGAUAAAAAUUCGCAAUAUGGAGAACCUACUGAAAGAACAACACUACUUGGAAAUCCUGUCAGUAAUACUACAUGUAGGCCAUUUCAAAGUAUUGAGCAAGAUAUUCAUGAUAAAAAUCCACAUGGUCAAAAAAAUGAUCAGCAAGCUGCAGUAAAUAGAAUAUUACAUCAAACUGCUUGCAAUGUAAUAGAUGUUUCUGCAAUGAGCACCCAUCAUUUAGAACAGCAUGAAUAUUUAGAUAGGGCGCAUUUAUAUAAACAAAGAAUGAAUAAUGCUGCUCAAUAUUUUGAUCGUUCUUGCUUGAAAAACAGCUUAUUAACUGAUUUACCAGAUCCUGAAGAUUUAUUGUCAAAAGAGCCACCAUUACCAAAUGAUUUGAGAUUGGUAAGAAAUAAUAAUAAGUUUCAUUUAAUUUUUAAUAUAGUAUAUAAUAUUCUGGAAGAAAAGAAUAGGCUUGGAGUGGGACUCAAACCUGCAACUUUGCUUACCAUGGAGCUACAUGGCCAGUUAUGCUAUCCUGACCAUGAGUGA
Molecule: messenger RNA, 636 nt
Organism: Centruroides sculpturatus (bark scorpion)
Lineage: Eukaryota; Metazoa; Arthropoda; Arachnida; Scorpiones; Buthidae
Product: ragulator complex protein LAMTOR1-like
Exons: 5
Coding region: 16-636 (206 amino acids)
Biological process (GO): endosomal transport; positive regulation of MAPK cascade; positive regulation of TOR signaling
Cellular component (GO): Ragulator complex; lysosome; late endosome membrane
Molecular function (GO): guanyl-nucleotide exchange factor activity; molecular adaptor activity
Source: RefSeq, a predicted model, not a curated record